Molecule: messenger RNA, 876 nt
Organism: Pedinophyceae sp. YPF-701
Lineage: Eukaryota; Viridiplantae; Chlorophyta; Pedinophyceae
Source: the annotation of a GenBank genome assembly
AUGAGCCCCCCGAGGGGCGGUGCUAGGACGCAGGCGGGGGAAUCUGCCGGCGGUCGCCCGGCAGACAUGGCCGCGGAGGCGCCCAGGCAGCACCACGCGGGCGAGGUGGAGCCCGAGGCUGGCGGGGCCGGCGGGACGCUGCCGAAGCGCAGGCGGAUCGGAACGCGCAAGGCCACGGCCGACGCCCAGAACGACGCGUUCGAGGGCGGCGCAGCGCCAGCACGACGGGAGCCGGAGAACGAGGCCGUGGCCGCUCUGUACGAUCUGGCGCAGAUCGCUGCGUCCGGCGCCGCGAUCAACACCCCCGUCAAGGAGCCCAAGGGACGGCGCGGGCGCGGAACCAAGGCCACCGCGGGCGCGUCUGCGUCGCAGCGCGCGGGGGCUUCCGUCCCCGUCAGCGCCAUCGGGCACCCCGUCGGCGUCCCGGCGUUGCCGGGCGCCGGCGUCCCUCCAGGGCCGCUGACCUACCUCGCCGCGCCAGGGAACGUCGUGCUCGCCCCAAUGGCCCUCCUGCCGGCCCCGCCCGCGACGGAGAACUCCGCGGCCAAGCGCCACGUCUACAUCGCCAAGUUCAUCGCGAGCCGGUCCCACAGCGGGCCCGGGGCCGCGCACAUGGCGUCCGUGCUCGGCGGCGGCGCCGGGAGCGUGCCGCCGGCGCCCCUGCUGCUCCCCGCCAAUGCUCCGGGGGCGCCGGCGACCGCGGCCGCGCUGGAUGCGAAGUCCGCGAGCCUGCCCGCGCCGAGCAUAGCGGUGCCUGCGAGGGCCGGCGUGGACGCGCCCGUUGCGGGCGACACGCCCACGGCCGCGGUGGGCGCUGGCGGUGGGAAGGGCGGCGGGGGAGGGAAGGGGGCGGCGGGGUGCGCGGCACGCGAGUGA